Molecule: messenger RNA, 1106 nt
Organism: Notechis scutatus (mainland tiger snake)
Lineage: Eukaryota; Metazoa; Chordata; Lepidosauria; Squamata; Elapidae
Source: RefSeq, a predicted model, not a curated record
AAGAUGAUCCACACAGGGGAGAAGCCAUAUAAAUGCAUGGAGUGUGGAAAGAACUUUGCUUACAGGAGUGGACUUACUAUCCACAAAAGGAUCCAUACAGGGGAGAAGCCAUAUCAAUGCAUGGAGUGUGGAAAGGCCUUUGCUCAAAGAGGCCAUCUUAUGCGUCAUAAGAUGAUCCACACAGGGGAGAAACCAUAUAAAUGCAAAGAGUGUGGAAAGACCUUUGCUUACAGUAGUGGACUUACUAUCCACAAAAUGAUCCAUGCUGGAGAAAAGCCAUAUAAAUGCAUGGAGUGUGGAAAGACCUUUGCUCAGAGCAGUGGACUUAGUAGCCACCACAAGAUCCACAUGGAGGAUAAGCUGAUCCACACAGGGGAGAAGCCAUUUAAAUGCAAAGAGUGUGGAAAGACCUUUGGUUACAGUAGUGGACUUACUAUUCACAAAAGGAUCCACACAGGGGAAAAGCCAUUUCAAUGCAUGGAGUGUGGAAAGACUUUUGCUCAAAGAAGCCAUCUUAUUCGCCAUAAGGUGAUCCACAAAGGGGAGAAGCCAUAUAAAUGCAUCGAGUGUGGAAAGACCUUUGUUCGGAGCAGUGAACUUAGUUGGCACAACAAGAUCCACAUGGGGGAGAAGCCAUAUAAAUGCAUGGAGUGUGGAAAGACCUUUGCUCAAAUUGCCCAUCUUAAUUCCCAUAAGAUGACCCACACAGGGGAGAAGCCAUAUAAAUGCAUGGAGUGUGGAAAGGCCUUUGCUCGAAGAUAUCAUCUUAAUUGCCAUAAGAUGAGCCACACAGGGGAGAAACCAUAUAAAUGCAUGAAUUGUGGAAAGUCAUAUGCUCGAAAGUAUGGUCUUACUUGCCAUAACAAAAUCCACACAGGAGAGAAGCCAUAUAAAUGCAUGGAGUGUGGGAAGACCUUUGCUCAAAAUGGUAGUCUUACUUCUCAUAAAAGAAUCCACACUCGGGAGAAACUAUGCAGCAAUAGCAAUUCCACUUAGACUUAUAUUGUACUUACAAUGCUUUACUGCACUCUCUGAGCAGUUUACAAAGUCAGCAUAUGGUCCCCAGCAAUCUGAGUCCUCAUUUUACCCCCCUCUGAAGGACAGCA